Molecule: messenger RNA, 591 nt
Organism: Xylaria bambusicola
Lineage: Eukaryota; Fungi; Ascomycota; Sordariomycetes; Xylariales; Xylariaceae
Exons: 1
Coding region: 36-275 (79 amino acids)
Source: RefSeq, a predicted model, not a curated record
AUUUUGGGCUGCCGUUGAGGUCGAAUACUGAGACAAUGUUAAUCCUCAUCGCCGCAUGCCUGGUUUUCUUAAUAAGCCUUCAAGAGACAUUUCAGUGUCUUGUAAGCGAAAGGUUAGAAUACGCUGGUGAUCUCGUUGUAAAUACAGCCUUAGGCCAUAUCUACUCUUCCAAACCCGACAUCAUCGCCCUUCAGAUGCAGCUCAUCAACUCAUGUAUGAGCCAUGCUCAGCAAAGACUACAGCUCAUGGAUCACAUGCAUCACCAGGAUGAAUAAUACGUCUUUAAUUAUCUUGCGAAGUUCAUUCACUUCUUUCAAAUAGCAUUAAAGUGGUAGGAGAACGCCUGUUUGUACCUCGGUCGACUACGGACGCGGAUAUCAUAUGAGCAAACGAGCGACUUGGUUCAUGAGCUAGAACAUAGCACCAACUAUGAUACCGGGAAGUUUGAUUGAAAAUUUUUAAUUAGUGUGGAUGGUCAGUCAUUCAUCAUCUCCAUGAAAGUCAAUAAAGGCGGCAACCUAGAAAGCCUGAAAUUGCGCCAACAUGUUGCAGUGGCAAUGAUCAAGACAAUAUGUCACACAUCUCUCGAAC